This is a messenger RNA of Camelina sativa (false flax), 905 nucleotides long. Its product is annotated as E3 ubiquitin-protein ligase RHA2A. The record is from RefSeq and is a predicted model, not a curated record. NCBI's taxonomy places the organism in Eukaryota, Viridiplantae, Streptophyta, Magnoliopsida, Brassicales, Brassicaceae.
UGACCCUUUUUAGUGAUGUAAUAAAAAAAGGAAGACAAUGUGUAUAGGUUAAGCAAAAGACAGCUAUAUAUAGAAAACACAGAGAGAGAGACAAAAGGAAGAAGAAGAAGAAGAAGAAGAAGAAGAUGGGGCUACAAGGUCAGCUAAGUGACGUCUCUUCCGAUUCAAUCCCUCUUAUGCUCCUCUCUCUCCUCGCCGUAUUCAUCAACCAUCUCCGAUCUUUUCUUCUCCGUCUCACCGCUAAUUCUUCAAACCCUAACCUCCCCGUCGACGACGUCUCGAUAGCGUCGGGGCUAGCCAACAUCAUCGUCCUCGCGGAUCAGCUGAGCUUGAAUAGGCUCUUCUCGUACCGGUGCGACGGAAACGGAGGAGGAGGAUCUGAGGAUUGCGUGGUGUGUCUGUCGAAACUGAAGGAAGGUGAAGAGGUGAGGAAGCUGGAAUGUCGACACGUGUUCCACAAAGAGUGUUUGGAAGGAUGGCUUCACCAUCUCAAUUUCACUUGUCCUCUCUGUAGAUCUGCUUUGGUCUCUGACGCUUGCGUCUCCAAAACGCAGCGUCGCGUCGGGAGGGAUUUGAUCUCUUGUUUCUCUCUCCACUGAGUGUCAGAGACGGCGGUGAUUGAUUCUCUCACCUUCUCUCAAUCCUCGUCCCCAUCCGAGAGAUCUACGGUGGCUGGCCACGCACGCGCGCGCGCCCCUUCUUUUCUCGGAUCUUUUUUUUUUUUGAGGCCUCUCUCUCUCUCUCUCUCUCUCUCUGUGGGAGAAGACCUUUUGUUUGGUUUUUUUUUCUUACUUUUCGAUUUCGUUAUGUAAAUUUUGAAUAUACAAAUUUUCACCGUUUGUAUCUUUUGUCUUCAUUUUGAGGUAUAUAGAUUGAGAAGAUAUAUGAAUUAUGUUUCAUUUGAA